This is a messenger RNA of Plasmodium gonderi, 558 nucleotides long. RefSeq names its product variable surface protein. The record is from RefSeq and is a predicted model, not a curated record. NCBI's taxonomy places the organism in Eukaryota, Apicomplexa, Aconoidasida, Haemosporida, Plasmodiidae. The coding region runs from base 1 to 558 and encodes 185 amino acids. The transcript has 3 exons.
AUGUCUAAUGAUAUUUAUAAAAUUGCAAAAGAAUUCCUUAAAUAUGAAAAUAUUAUGAAUAAAACACACACAGAGGUUUAUAGUUGGAAUGAGCCUAAUUUUACUCAUAUUACUGAAAAUAAUUUUCCAGGUUUUGGAUUUCAUAUUCAGACUAUAUGCAAAGAUUUUGAUAAUUAUACAAGUACUAUAGUUAAGGACACUACAAAUUCUAUCAAAUCCAGUUGUAUGUAUUUGUAUUAUUGGCUAUAUUAUAAGAAUGAUAACAGGAAUAUUGAAAACGUUAAAAAACGUUAUGUCACAUUGAUUAAGACUGACAGUACAUACCAUGCAACAUUAUGCAAAACUUAUGUUUUCACUACUAUUACAGAAGAUAUAAUGCCAAAGCUCAAAGAUCUGCAUGACUUUACCCCAUAUAUUUUAUGCUUUAAACGAACAUUAAGAAGAAAACGAAAUAAGUCGAAUAAUAUAGAUGAAGAUUACAAUAUGUUCCAAUCGUGCAAAAUUGUGAGCAGUGCUACUGUGAAGAGUAGACAGAAUAUUUUAUAUCAUAAUGUCUAA